This is a messenger RNA of Tachyglossus aculeatus (Australian echidna), 11104 nucleotides long. RefSeq names its product cadherin EGF LAG seven-pass G-type receptor 2 (gene CELSR2). The transcript is spliced from 40 exons. Gene Ontology annotation, cellular component: plasma membrane. Lineage: Eukaryota; Metazoa; Chordata; Mammalia; Monotremata; Tachyglossidae. The coding region runs from base 1 to 9540 and encodes 3179 amino acids. The record is from RefSeq and is a predicted model, not a curated record. Gene Ontology annotation, molecular function: calcium ion binding; G protein-coupled receptor activity. Gene Ontology annotation, biological process: G protein-coupled receptor signaling pathway; homophilic cell-cell adhesion; cell surface receptor signaling pathway.
AUGGAGCCCAAGGCCCCCCACGGGCCCGUGAUUCCCACAGCCGGGAACUCCCACCUCCUCAGCAGAGGGUCGCUCUCCUGUUCUUCCAUCCCGGGGGCUCCUUUUCGGCUGUCGUGGGUGCUGGGUGCGAUCCACCCCCCACCGCCUCCCCCAGCCCCAGGCAGCCUUGGCGGAGUUCCCAAGGUGACGGCAGCGAACAACGUGGAGCUGCACGUUCAGCCCUGCAGCUGCCGCCCCCCGAGCCUCUCCCGGCGGGGUCUCCCCGUGACCCCCAGGGCCCCCGCUCCGCCAGCUCUCCACACAAGGCCGGUCACGGCCUCCAGCUCCCACCUCGUGAAGAGGGAGCGGAAAAUCCCUUUCAAAAGGCAGGUCCUGCCGGCUUACCAGUGGCAACACCCUGUGUCCGGUGGGGCCUUCCGUCGGCCGGCAGCCUCCCGUUCCCGGGGCGAGGGGCGGGUCUCGGGGAGGGACCCGCCGGCUGGAGCUCGGGGCUGGCGUCGCCGCUUGAAGGAGGAGCGGGAGGAGCGGGAGGAGCGGGAGGAGCGGAGCAGGUUUAUGGUAAUAAGCCUCCCGCCUCCAGUCCCCGCCGCCGCCGCCGCCGCCGCCGCUCUGCGGAGCGCACAGACCGACAGACGGACCGCGGCGGCCUGCCGCCCGCUGGGCCCCCAACCCGCGGCCCCCUGCGCCCCCCGGCGCUGGCUGUGCCCGGCCGGGGGCAGCGGGCACCUGGCUCCUCGCCGGGCGCUGCGGCCCCAGCGGGCCCCAGCUGAGCGGCCGGCUACUGCUCCUGCUGCGGCGGAGCCGGGGGCCACCUCGCCCUCCCCGCGGGGGCCCCGCUGCUACCGGCCGGACCGGGCCCCGAGCCUCUGGUGCCAGGCCUGUGGGCCGCAAGGGGACGGGGGAGGGCACGGAGGCGGGCACGGAGGCGGGCACGAGGGCAGGCACAGAGGUGGGCCAGGAGAUGGGGACGAGGGCAGGCACAGAGGUGGGCACGGGGCUGAGCGUGAGGGCAGACACGGAGGUGGGCUCGAGAGCGGACGCAAAGGUGGGCCCGGAGAUGGGGACGAGGGCAGGCCCCGAGGUGAGCGCGGAGCUGGGCACGAGGUCAGACACGGGGCUGGGCCCGGAGAUGGGCCCGAGGGCAGACACGAAGGUGGGCACGGAGAUGGGGGCGAGGGCAGGCCCGGAGCCGGGCACGGGGGCGGACGGCGGAGGCGGAACGUGAACACGGCCCCCCAGUUCCAGACACCCAGCUACCAGGCCACGGUCCCCGAGAACCAGCCGGCGGGCACCCCCGUGGCCUGGCUGCGGGCCUCGGACCCGGACGCCGGCGAGGCGGGCCGGCUGGAGUACACCAUGGACGCCCUGUUCGACAGCCGCUCCAACCUCUUCUUCUCGCUGGACGCCGCCACCGGGGCCGUGAGCACGGCCGAGGAGCUGGACCGGGAGACCAAGAGCAGCCACGUGUUCCGCGUCACGGCCCAGGACCACGGCAGCCCCCGGCGCAGCGCCCUGGCCACGCUGACCGUCACGGUGGCCGACACCAACGACCACGACCCGGCCUUCGAGCAGGCCGACUACAAGGAGAGCCUGAGGGAGAACCUGGAGGUGGGCUACGAGGUCCUGACCGUCCGGGCCACGGACGCCGACGCUCCGGCCAACGCCAACAUCCUCUACCGCCUGCUGGAGGGCCCGGGCCCGCCCGGGGCCCCCGAGGCCUCGGGGGCCUUCGAGAUCGACCCGCGCUCCGGCGUCAUCCGCACCCGGGGCCCCGUGGACCGCGAGGCCGUGGAGGCCUACCUGCUGACCGUGGAAGCCAGCGACCAGGGCCGCGACCCCGGGCCCCGCAGCGCCACGGCCACCGUCCACCUGACGGUGGAGGACGACAACGACAACGCCCCUCAGUUCAGCGAGAAGCGCUACGUGGUGCGGGUCCGCGAGGACGCGGCCCCCGGCGUGCCCAUCCUGCGGGUCACCGCCUCGGACCGCGACAAGGGCAGCAACGCCCUGGUCCACUACAGCAUCCUGAGCGGCAACGCCCGGGGCCAGUUCUACCUGGACGCCCAGACCGGGGCCCUGGACCUGGUCGGCUCGCUGGACUACGAGGCGGCCAAGGAGUACAGCCUGCGGGUGCGGGCGCAGGACGGGGGGCGGCCGCCGCUCUCCAACGUGUCGGGCCUGGUGGCCGUGCAGGUGCUGGACGUGAACGACAACGCCCCCAUCUUCGUCAGCACACCCUUCCAGGCCGCCGUCCUGGAGAGCGUGCCCCUGGGCUACCAGGUGCUGCACGUGCAGGCCGUCGACGCCGACGCGGGCGAGAACGCCCGGCUGGAGUACCGGCUGUCCGGCGUCGGGCCGGCCUGCCCCUUCGCCGUCCACAACGGCACCGGCUGGAUCUCCGUGGCCGCCGAGCUGGACCGCGAGGCCGUGGACUCCUACAGCUUCGGCGUGGAGGCCCGGGACCACGGGGACCCGCCGCUGUCCGCCUCGGCCAGCGUGAGCAUCACGGUCCUGGACGUCAACGACAACAGCCCGGCCUUCACCCAGCCGGAGUACGCGGUGAGGCUGAACGAGGACGCGGCCGUGGGCACCAGCGUGGUGACGGUGUCGGCCGUGGACCGCGACGCCCACAGCGUCAUCACCUACCAGAUAGCCAGCGGGAACACCCGCAACCGCUUCUCCAUCACCAGCCAGAGCGGCGGCGGCGGCGGCCUCAUCUCCCUGGCCCUGCCGCUGGACUACAAGCUGGAGCGCCACUACCUGCUGGCCGUCACCGCCUCCGACGGCACCCGCCAGGACACCGCCCAGGUGCUGGUCAACGUCACCGACGCCAACACCCACCGGCCCGUCUUCCAGAGCUCCCACUACACCGUCCACGUCGACGAGGACCGGCCGCCGGGCACCACGGUGGUGGUGAUCAGCGCCACGGACGAGGACACGGGCGAGAACGCCCGCAUCACCUACUUCAUGGAGGACAGCCUCCCCCAGUUCCGCAUCGACGGGGCCACGGGGGCCGUGACCACGCUGGCCCCGCUGGACUAUGAGGACCAGGUCUCCUACACCCUGGCCAUCACGGCCCGGGACAACGGCAUCCCGCAGAAGUCCGACACCACCUACCUGGAGAUCCUGGUGAACGACGUGAACGACAACGCCCCGCAGUUCCUGCGCGAGGCCUACCAGGGCAGCGUCUACGAGGACGUGCCCGCCUUCACCAGCGUCCUGCAGGUCUCCGCCACCGACCGCGAUGCGGGCCUCAACGGCCGGGUGUUCUACACCUUCCAGGGCGGGGAGGACGGGGACGGCGACUUCGUCAUCGAGUCCACCUCGGGCAUCGUGCGCACCCUGCGCCGGCUGGACCGCGAGAACGUGGCCCUCUACCGCCUGCGGGCGCUGGCCGUGGACAAGGGCGUGCCCCCGUCCCGGACCCCCGUGGAGGUGGCCGUGACGGUCCUGGACGUCAACGACAACCCGCCGGUCUUCGCGCGGGACGAGUUCGAUGUCUUCGUGGAGGAGAACAGCCCCAUCGGGCUGGCCGUGGCCCGCGUGACCGCCAGCGACCCGGACGAGGGCACCAACGCCCAGAUCAUGUACCAGAUCGUGGAGGGCAACAUCCCCGAGGUCUUCCAGCUGGACAUCUUCUCCGGGGAGCUGACCGCGCUGGUGGACCUGGACUACGAGGCGCGGGCCGAGUACGUCGUGGUGGUGCAGGCCACGUCCGCCCCCCUGGUCAGCCGGGCCACGGUCCACAUCCGCCUCCUGGACCGCAACGACAACCCGCCGGUCCUCGGCAACUUCGAGAUCCUCUUCAACAACUACGUCACCAACCGCUCCAGCAGCUUCCCCGGCGGCGCCAUCGGCCGGGUGCCGGCCCACGACCCCGACGUCUCCGACGCCCUCAGCUACACCUUCGAGGAGGGCAACGAGCUCAGCCUGGUGCUCCUCAACGCCUCCACCGGGGAGCUGCGGCUCAGCCCGGCCCUGGACAACAACCGGCCGCUGGAGGCCGUCAUGAGGGUGUCGGUGUCAGACGGCCUCCACAGCGUGUCGGCCCAGUGCGCCCUGCGGGUGACCAUCGUGACGGACGAGAUGCUGACCCACAGCAUCACUCUGCGGCUGCGGGACAUGAGCCCGGAGCAGUUCCUGUCGCCGCUGCUGGGCCUCUUCGUCCGCGCCGUGGCGGCCACCCUGGCCCUGGCCCCGGAGCGGGUGGCCGUGUUCAGCGUCCAGCGGGACUCGGAGGCGCCCGGGGCCCGCGUCCUCAACGUCAGCCUGUCGGUGGGCCGCGCCGGGCCCGGGCCCGGGACCUUCCUGCCGUCCGAGGCCCUGCGGGAGCGGCUCUACCUCAACCGCAGCCUGCUGGCCUCCUUGGCCGCCCAGCAAGUCCUGCCCUUCGACGACAACGUGUGCCUGAGGGAGCCGUGUGAGAACUACAUGCGCUGCGUGUCGGUGCUGCGCUUCGACUCGACGGCCCCCUUCAUCGCCUCCGCCUCGGUGCUGUUCCGGCCCAUCCACCCGGUGGGCGGCCUGCGCUGCCGCUGCCCGCCCGGCUUCACCGGGGACUUCUGCGAGACCGAGAUCGACCUGUGCUACUCCAGCCCCUGCGGCCCCCACGGCCGCUGCCGGACCCGCGAGGGCGGCUACACCUGCCACUGCCGGGAACACUUCACCGGUGAGCACUGCGAAGUGAGUGCCCGGUCCGGCCGCUGUGCCCCCGGCGUCUGCAGGAACGGGGGGACCUGCGUCAACCUGCUGGUGGGUGGCUUCAAGUGCCAGUGUCCAGAGGGUGACUUCGAGAAGCCGUACUGCCAGGUGACUGCCCGCAGCUUCCCCGCCGAGUCGUUCCUCACCUUCCGUGGCCUGCGCCAGCGCUUCCACUUCACCCUGACCCUCACGUUUGCCACGAAGGAGCAGGACGGGCUGCUGCUCUACAACGGCCGCUUCAACGAAAAACAUGACUUCGUGGCCCUCGAGAUCAUCCAAGGGCAGAUCCAGCUCACCUUCUCUGCAGGAGAGUCGAUCACCACGGUGACCCCGUUCAUCCCUGGAGGCGUCAGCGAUGGCCAGUGGCAUUCGGUGCAACUGCACUACUACAAUAAGCCGCUGCUGGGCCGCUCCGGGCUCCCCCAGGGCCCUUCGGAGCAGAAGGUCGCCGUGGUGACCGUGGACAACUGUGACCCCGCCAUGGCCCUGCGGUUCAGAGCGGCCUUGGGCAACUACUCGUGUGCCGCCCAGGGCACCCAGAGCGGCAGCAAGAAGUCCCUGGACCUAACCGGCCCCCUGUUGCUGGGUGGGGUGCCGGACCUGCCCGAGAGCUUCCCCGUGCGGACGCGGCACUUCGUGGGCUGCAUGCGGGGCCUGCAGGUGGACAGCCAGCUCCUCGACAUGGCCGAUUUCAUAGCCAACAAUGGCACCGAGCCCGGGUGCCCAGCCAAGAAGAAUGUGUGUGACAGCAACACCUGCCUCAACGGGGGCACGUGUGUCAACCAGUGGGGCACUUUCAGCUGCGAGUGCCCGCUGGGCUUUGGGGGCAAGAGCUGCGGGCAGGAGAUGGCGAAUCCCCAGCGCUUCCUGGGCAGCAGCCUGAUGGCCUGGCACGGCUUGGCCCUGCCCAUCCCGCAACCCUGGCACCUGAGCCUCAUGUUCCGGACCCGCCAGGCCAGCGGGGUCCUUCUGCAGGGGCUGGCGGGGGGCCAGGGCAGCAUCACCCUGCAGCUGAGCGAAGGCCACGUGGAGGUGAGGGUUCAGGGCCCGAGCGGGCCUCCCUCCUCCCUGCGGCUGGAACCGGGCAAGGCCAACGAUGGGGACUGGCACCAUCUGCGGGUCGAGCUGGGGGCAGGCCCCAGGGCCACCCUGGAGCUGGACUACGGGCAGCAGCGGGCCGAGGACGACAUGCCCAUCGAGCUCCACGGGCAUCAACUGAGCAACGUCAGCGUGGGCGGCAUGGCCGGGCCCGGGGGCACCGUCCUCGGGGGCUUCCGGGGGUGCCUGCAGGGCGUGCGGGUGGGCGAGAUGGUAGGGGGCUCCAGCAGCCUGGAUGCCAGCCAGGCGGAGCAUGCCAACGUGGAGCAGGGCUGCAGCGUGCCCGACCCCUGCGACUCCAACCCCUGCCCGGCCAACAGCUACUGCAGCAACGACUGGGACAGCUACUCCUGCAGCUGCGACCCAGGGUUCUACGGAGACAGCUGUACCAGCGCCUGCGCCCUGAAUCCCUGUGAGCACCAGGCCACGUGUUCCCGCAAGCCCAGUGCCCCUCACGGCUACGUUUGCGAGUGUCCCCACAACUACUUCGGGCCUUACUGCGAGACCAGGCUGGACCAGCCGUGCCCCCGGGGCUGGUGGGGGCACCCCAUGUGCGGCCCGUGCAGCUGCGACGUCAGCAAAGGCUUCGACCCCGACUGCAACAAGACCAGCGGACAGUGUCGUUGCAAGGAGAAUCACUACCGCCCGGUGGGCAGCGCGGCCUGUCUGCUGUGCGACUGCUACCCCACGGGCUCCCUGGGCCGGGUGUGCGAGGCGGAGGCUGGCCAGUGCCCCUGCAAGCCUGGGGUCAUCGGCAGGCAGUGCGACCGCUGCGACAAUCCCUUCGCCGAGGUCACGGCCAACGGCUGCGAAGUGAACUACGACAGUUGCCCCCGGGCCAAAGAAGCGGGGAUCUGGUGGCCCCGGACCCGUUUCGGCCUGCCCGCCGCGGCGCCCUGCCCGAGGGGCUCCAUCGGGACCGCGGUGCGGCACUGCGAUGAGCACAGGGGCUGGCUGCCCCCCAACCUUUUCAACUGCACCUCUCUCACCUUUGCCGAGCUCAAGGGCGUGGCGGAGCGUCUGCAGCAGAACGGAUCACGGCUAGACUCGGGACGGUCGCAGCGCCUGGCCCUGCUGCUCCACAACGCUACACAGCACACGGAGGGCUACUUCGGCAGCGACGUGCACGUGGCCUACCAGCUGGCCACCCGGCUGCUGGCCCACGAGAGCGCCCAGCGGGGCUUCGGCCUGGCGGCCACGCAGGACGUGCACUUCACCGAGAACCUGCUGCGGGUGGGCAGUGCCCUCUUGGACUCAGACAACAAGCGGCACUGGGAGCUGAUCCAGCAGACGGAGGGUGGCACGGCCUGGCUCCUCCGCCACUAUGAGGCCUAUGCCAGCGCAUUGGCUCAGAAUAUGCGUCACACCUACCUGAGCCCCUUCACCAUCGUCACACCCAACAUCGUCAUCUCCGUGGUGCGUCUGGACAAGGGGAACCUUGCAGACACCAAGCUGCCCCGCUAUGAGGCCCUGCGGGGAGAGCGCCCGCCCGACCUGGAAACCACCGUCAUCCUGCCCCAGUCCGUCUUCAGGCCCCCCGAGGGCAAGGACUCUGGGCCUUCGGACCGGCAGGCCGCCCCAGCCGAGGCAACGGAGCGGGUGGCGGCAAGCCAGGAGAAGGAAGAGGAGGAGGAGGAGAAAGAGGUGGUAGAGGAAGAAGAGGAACAGGUGCUUAGACAGAAGCAGCGGCAGAGGCGGCACCCAGAGCUGCGCCAGGGCCAGGCCGUGGCCAGCGUCAUCAUCUAUCGCACGCUGGCCGCUCUGCUGCCCCCGAACUUCGACCCUGACAAGCGUAGCCUGCGGGUCCCCAAACGGCCCGUCAUCAACACCCCCGUGGUCAGCAUCAGCGUCCACGACGACGAGGAGCCGCGGCCACGGGCGCUGGCCAGGCCGGUCACUGUGCAGUUCCGACUGCUGGAGACGGAGGAGCGGUCCAAGCCCAUCUGUGUCUUCUGGAAUCACUCCAUCCUAGUGAGUGGGACCGGCGGCUGGUCAGCCCGAGGUUGUGAGCUUGUGUUCCGCAAUGAGAGCCACGUCAGUUGCCAGUGCAGCCACAUGACCAGCUUUGCGGUGCUCAUGGACGUCUCACGACGGGAGAACGGGGAGAUCCUACCCCUGAAGAUGGUGACGUACACGUCCCUGGCGGUCACCCUGGCCACUCUGCUCCUCACCUUCCUGGUUCUGGCUGCUCUGCGCGCCCUGCGCUCCAACCAGCAUGGCAUCCGCACCAACCUGGUGGCUGCCCUCUUCCUGGCCCAACUGGUCUUUCUCCUGGGCAUCAACCAGGCUGACCUGCCCUUCGCCUGCACGGUCAUCGCCAUCCUGCUGCACUUCCUGUACAUGUGUGCGUUCUCCUGGGCCCUGCUGGAGGCCCUGCACCUGUACCGGGCGCUCACGGAGGUUCGUGAUGUCAACGCGGGACCCAUGCGCUUCUACUACAUGCUAGGCUGGGGCGUGCCUGCCUUCAUCACAGGGUUGGCAGUGGGGCUGGACCCAGAGGGCUACGGGAAUCCCGACUUCUGCUGGCUCUCCCUCUACGACACCCUCAUCUGGAGCUUUGCCGGCCCUGUGGCCUUCGCCGUCUCAAUGAGCGUCUUCCUCUACAUCCUGGCGGGCCGGGCCUCUUGCGCCGCUCAGCGCCAGGGAUUUGAGAAGAAAGGCUCAAUCUCUGGACUGCGCUCGGCCUUCGUGGUGUUGCUGACGGUGAGUGCCUCCUGGCUUCUGGCCCUGCUGUCAGUCAACAGCGACUCCCUCCUCUUCCACUACCUCUUUGCAGCAGCCAACUGCAUCCAGGGCCCCUUCAUUUUCUUCUCCUGCGUGGUUCUGAGCAAGGAGGUUCGCAAGGCACUGCGCUCGGCCUGCAGCCGUAAACCAGGGCCUGACCCUGCCCUUGCCACUAAGUCCACCCUGACAUCGUCCUACAAUUGCCCCAGCCCCUACGUGGACGGCCACCUGUACCAGCCCCCCUAUGGAGACUCGGCCGGCUCCCUGCACAGCGCCAGUCGCUCUGGCAAGAGCCAGCCCAGCUAUAUCCCCUUCGUGCUCAGGGAGGAGUCAAGCCAGAAUGCCAGCCUGGGCCCAGUGGGCCUGGGGGACCCCGGAGGAGGUGGGUACCUGGAGACCAAGGACCAGCACCGCGAGCCGGACACGGAUUCGGAUAGUGACCUGUCCCUGGAGGAUGACCAGAGCGGUUCCUACGCCUCCACCCACUCGUCAGACAGUGAAGAGGAGGAGGAGGGGGCCGACUUAAGCGUGGACCCCGCCUGGGACAGCCUGCUAGGGCCCGGGGCCGAGCGGCUCUUACACAGCACUCCCAAGGCGGAUGGGUGUCCGGCCCCCGCCAUGCCCCACUGGCCAGGGGACUUGGGGACAGCGGCUCCGGAGGGCGCGAGGCCUACUGUGGAGGACCGGCCCCGGGAGAACGGCGAUGCCCUGCUCUCUCUGCCAGGUCCCGCUGCCCAGCCCCACAAAGGCAUCCUGAAGAAGCAGCGGCUUCCGCCCAUCAGCGAGCAGAGCGGGCUCCCUUGGCCUCCCCUGGAAGCCAGAGCGGGGUCUCCCCCAGGCUCGUCGGCCAGCGAGCGCAGCCGGGGGUGCCCCCCGCCGCCCCCUCGGCGCCUGCCGCGCCCGAGCCUGCAGGAGCAGCUGAGCGGGCUCACGCCCAUCGCCAUGAGCAUCAAGGCGGGCACCGUGGACGAGGACUCGUCGGGCUCCGAAUUUCUCUUCUUUAACUUUCUGCAUUAAUCCGGGCCCAGGCCCCACCUGGCUCAUGCCUCCUCCUCCUCCGUGUCUGUGCCCUGUCCCCAUGCCCGCCCCCCACCUGCCCCGCAGCAGCGAGGAAACGUCCAUCUGAGGAGGAGCACCCGCAGGGGGGCUGCCCGCAGACCCCCCACCCCCGCCACGGCUCUCCUUCCCUCUCCUCCCCGGCCCUCGCGCACUUUGGAUCCCCGCGGGCCUGGGGAAGCCGAGGAAAUGUUUUUUCAGAAAAGAGGAAGAAAAAGGAUAGAAAAAGAAGAAGGAACCUCAUCGAUGCUGCAUCUUCAGGGAUGAACUUUUUUUAUACGCUGCAAAGUGACUCCCUCCAGCGAGAGGCUGGGCGGCCCGGCCCGGCUUCUGGGAGAGGGGAGCUUUGCGGGGGGCGGGGGGUGGUCUCACCCCCUCCCUCCACCACCUAAAGGAAAGGACAAAGCCACCCCCCGUUCCCCCUCCCUGCCCCCACGCACUGCGGACAGAAGGCCAGACCCCACGAGCUGGACUGUCUCCAACCCAGGGAGUGACCGAAGGGUCCCCUGUCCACCCGGGCUCUCCCAGGAAAGAGCUGGCCAAGGCCGGGCCGAGAAGCAGGGAGAUGCGGGCAGAGCCUGGGGUCCUGGCUUCCAGCUUGGGAGAGAACACGGUACCCUUCCCCAGCGCAUCCUGCCCCCUGCUCGGCUCCCCUUUUACCCUUUGCAAUGCCGACAAGCAAGUCCUGUUGCUUGGCUUCGCUGGCCCCAAGGGGCUUUUUCUUUCUACUUUCACAGCUGUGGGUGGUGGCCUUGAUUACCUUCCUCCAGCCCGGAGGAGGGGGCACAAAUGAGCUAACCCUGCCCACCCCGCAUCCCCCCACCAGCCCCGUGGCUGUGCUUCCCCCCUGCAGACCCCCAUGCAUUUUUCAGGACUCCCGCUGUCCCCCACCCCUGGACCCUUGACACGUUCAGUUUUUAACCCCUUCUUGGAAUUGACACCUUCAAAUCGAAUGCACCCCGCCCCCUUCCCUGCCUCCCCCUCAACCCUUGCGAAGAGAUAAUAUAUUUUUAAUUUAUUUGCAUUUACCCUUGGAGUGAGAUCAGAGCGGCUCCAAGGCCUUCUUGAAAAAUCCACCACCGAAUUUUUGGUUUCAGAUGUAUCCCGCUCAGCUAAUCUUUCUCCCCUCCGCCCCCGAAGUUCUUUUCGUCACGGCUCUGCAGGUCUGCCUGCCGCCCAGGCUCCCCAGAUCUCCGUCUGGGCUGAGGGGAAGGAACACAACGACAGAUGGAUGGAUGGUGCUGGCCCUCUGGCCCAGCUCCCAUCUGAGCCCAAAGUGGGAAAACAGGAAAUUCGUUUUAAGCUUCCCCUCCUCCAUCCCCACCCGCAAUUCCUGCAAAGGGUUAAAAAUUCAACCGUUUUUUUACUACUGCUGACUUGACUUCACACACAAGAUGCUGGACUUGAACUUGACUCUCCGCCUCAUCGGACUGUAUAGGUGGACUGUCGAUGUAAAUAAUGUCGGGCUGGAUUUUUGGCAUCCCUGAAUAAACUCUAGGUCCCGGCAGGCCCAAGCGCUGCCGGC